This is a messenger RNA of Cylindrotheca closterium, 1533 nucleotides long. The record is from the annotation of a GenBank genome assembly. Lineage: Eukaryota; Bacillariophyta; Bacillariophyceae; Bacillariales; Bacillariaceae.
AUGAAACUAUUCUUGAUUGGGCUAUUAGUGAUCACUGCACAAGCAGCAGACCCAAGGAGUCUCCGCGGUGGAUCUGUGGAAGAGGAUCAGCAGUUUUAUGAUCGACUUCUCCAGGACAACGUUGCUAGUAUGACGGCGGCACCAAUUGGCACUGCAGCUCCCACCAUUCCUCGAGUGCUGACUGCAGCCCCUACAGAUAGACCUACGCAGCUGGGGGAAGAAACUCUACCUCCCGCUGCUGCUGUUACUCCGUCGCCAACUACUCCUGUUACUCCAUCACCAACGUUUUCAGGUCAAGGAACCGAUGCUCCAUCUUCCAUGCCAAGUCCGUGUAAAGUUCUUACGGUGGAAUGUCCAGAGCGAUGCUGGGAGGUCGAUCCUUUUGAUCGCAACCCAUUGUGUAUCGACUUCAAUAGACCAGACUGUGAUACUAUUCCAUUUCCAGCAGACAGCUGUCCCCCUUGCUGUCCUGCAAUUUGUAACGACGCUCCAGAAUUGGGUGACUGCAGUCCUACUCCUGUUCCAACAACCUUUCCUUCGGAAUCGCCUUCUGCCAUGCCAACAGGCACAGCUUCACCUACCGUUCCAGUGUCUGCCUCGCCAACUCAAUGCAUUCCUCCUCCAAACUGUCCUUCUAUCUGCGGUGAAGCAAAUCCACCAGCCGACCAGUGUUCGGAGGAAUGUAUUGCCUGCCCACCCGCAGGAUGCGACGUGAGCAUCAAUAUCAUUCCCGACUGUCCUAAACUCCCUUGCGAAUGGGAUGUUUGCCAAGAAACCCCUUCCCGAUUGCAGUUUGCAUACAAUGGAGGUGGCUGUCUUCAAACAGAAUUCUUGAGAUGCGCAGGAGACAACCCCGACUACUGCACUUGUGACAAGCAACCAAUUGAUCAAUUGGACUGGCCCAUUGGUUACACAUGCCAGGACUUCAAUGGUGGGCCACCUGCCACAAACGCAAUCGGCACCAGGUCAUGGAUUCGAGCAAGUCCAGCUGGGUCAACUGUCGUCUACUUUGAAGGUGUGGUCCGACUUGGAGAGUCAUUCGAUGCCACUACGGAAUCAGGGCAAGUGACAACCAAUAUGGACAUCUUCAUUUAUGAGUACGACGCUGCGAACGAUGGACCUGGCCUCCUUCUGCAGCAGGUCCUGUUCGAUAGUUCCUGCUCGCAACAACUAUUCCUCACUGAUACCUUUGGAGCGAGUCAAUUGGUUGAGUUCGAGUCUCCAAAUGCACUUGUUUCUCUCUUCCAAACGCAGGCUUUCGCUUUCAACUUGUCACUCGAGAUGAAUCUGGGUAACACUGAGCUAGAGUUGAAUCAAGCCAACGUCGUUCUGCUCUCGGCUGACUUCUUGAGUCCGCAAUUCAAGACGCUUCCAGUGAAUGGUGCCAAGAUCCCUCCUCCUCUGUCGGUCAUCGAGGAUUUCGUCAUCGUUCCAGAUCAAAAUCAUACUGCAAUCGCAUCUUUUGCGGGCCUCUUGGAUGGCAGUGUCUGCAACGCACUGGAAUCAGUCACAUUCAAUUGCCCACGAGGAUAA